Messenger RNA from Ilex paraguariensis (yerba mate), 1577 nucleotides. Lineage: Eukaryota; Viridiplantae; Streptophyta; Magnoliopsida; Aquifoliales; Aquifoliaceae. The record is from the annotation of a GenBank genome assembly.
AAUGGAGUGAAAUAUGUUGUGGCCAGAUCCAAUAGAAGAAUACAAAUAUGCUUCCAUCAGGUCCUAACCAUUGGUCACUCUAAGCCAAUCAACAACAUUAACAACUUCAUAGUCAUCCUUCCAUAGACAAAGAAACAAAGAUUUCCUGGUUCUAAAGGAAGACAAAGAAACAAAGAUUUCCUGGUUCUAAAGGAAGAUUUCAUCCUUACAGUCUGAAACUUAGUAGAAAACCUGAAAACAUGGCCGGAGUUUCCAUUCUGCCGGCGGAGGUAUUACUGUCAAAAAGAGUACAAGAGAUGGUUCUCAACGGCGAGGAGCCACCGGCACCAUAUAUUUGUAGAGAUGAUGAAGCUACUGAAGAGGAUUUUUCCCCAGUUUCUCCAAUACCUGUCAUUGAUCUAAGCCUCCUCAGUGAAAAAAAUGACGAAUUAGAGAAACUUAAAUCAGCUCUAUCUUCGUGGGGAUGUUUUCAGGCAAUAAAUCAUGGGAUUUCAAGUUCAUUCCUGAAUAAGAUUCGCCAGGUAACAAGGGAAUUCUUUGAACAGCCAAUGGAAGAGAAGAAGAAGAUCGCCAAAACUGUUGUGGAUUUUGAAGGGUAUGGGGCUGAUCCUGUCCCUGAAGAAGGCCAGUCACUUGACUGGUCUGAUCGUCUCUUUCUUGAUGUGUAUCCUGAAGAUCUAAGAAAGUUCAAAUUCUGGCCGGAAAACCCAAAACCUUUCAGGAACGUUUUAGAAGAGUACACAGAGAAGAUUAAGAAGGUAACAGAGCUCACUUCCAAAGCCAUGGCAAGGUCUCUGAAUCUGGAAGAGAAUUGCUUUUUGAAUCAGUUUGGUGAAAGAGGACCCUUGCAAGCAAGGUUUAACUACUACUCACUUUGUCAAAGGCCUGAUCGUGUUCUUGGCUUAAAACCCCAUGCAGAUGGAUCAGGAUAUACCAUUAUCUACCAAGAUGAACUAGGCCUUCAAGUCUUGAAAGAUGACAAAUGGCUCACAGUUCCCAACCUUUCUCAAGCUCUCCUAGUUCUUAUGGGUGAUCAAAUGGAGAUAAUGACCAAUGGAAUAUUCAAGAGUCCAGUGCACCGAGUACUGAGUAACGCGGAGAAGGACAGGAUCUCUGUGGCUGUCUUCUAUACACCCGAGGGAGGAAGAGAGAUUGGACCAGAAGAUGGGUUGGUCAGUGAGGAAAAGCCACAGAUAUUCAAGAAGGUGAAAGGUUAUGCAGAUAUUCACUUCGAAUAUUAUCAGAGAGGGAUGAGAGCACUCCACAUAGCACAAGUUUGAGCUCUCUUACUCUCCUCUCUCUAGUGGUCUUCCGAAAGUUCAGUGGACACCUACGUAAAACUAAAACAGAGUUUCUAGCACAAGUUUGAGAUCUCUUAACCUCCUUUGUAAUGGUCUUGAAUAUAGUUCAAUGGCUGUAAAACUUGGAAGGACAUUCUGCUCCAUUCUCUUUAUGGUGUCUUCAGCUGUGGUUUGUUUGUUUUAGUACUCAAACAUAAUAAUUCUCUAAUCAGUAGUCUUUGUAGCCUUGCCCUUUGUCCUACUGGUUGAAGCAUUUUAACCAUUGUUUCAAUUCAA